Scheffersomyces coipomensis is the source of this 7357-nucleotide messenger RNA. It is a transcript of the gene CCH1, whose product is annotated as Cch1p. Bases 498 to 7292 code for a protein of 2264 amino acids. Gene Ontology annotation, molecular function: high voltage-gated calcium channel activity. The record is from RefSeq and is a predicted model, not a curated record. Lineage: Eukaryota; Fungi; Ascomycota; Pichiomycetes; Serinales; Debaryomycetaceae. Gene Ontology annotation, cellular component: membrane; voltage-gated calcium channel complex. The transcript has a single exon. Gene Ontology annotation, biological process: calcium ion import across plasma membrane.
AAAUUGGCAAUAUUAACUUGGGGGGCUGUACAUGGCGAUAAAACUUUCCAAAUAGGCCGUUUUUUGUGUAUGUCCUUUAGGGAAUGCUAUUUACAACAAAUAGGAGAAAUUUCUAUAGUUAAUUUGUGAUUAUUAUUCAUCUGAAACUAAUCAUUCUUAAUUAUAUCCAUUUAUUAUAUAGCCAAGAUUAAAUUUCUUAGCAUAAGUUUAUAAGAGUAUUUCAAAUUGGGUUGCAAUUGUGUGUGCUUAUCACGGUUUGAAUUUUUUUUUUAUACAGGAAAGGGAUUUUAAGACUUAAAGUACAGUUGGUAACAUACAACUUUAGCAUCCAAUCAUAGUCAUAUCUAAUCCACUCCUACUUCAAUAUUCAUUGCUUAGUUUAAGACUACUUUCGUUAUAUAUUGAUAGACAGGCUUAACAAGAUUCUACGCUGGAAUCAUUAACAACAUAUAUUCAUACAACCAUCAUCUAUUAUAGGGUAAUACAAACUACUAGAGAUGGUGAAUCAGGAUCAAGAUGAUCUUCCUCCACCAACUAUAGUGAUACGUGCUACAACAGAGGAUGUACUAAACGACCAAUCUUCACAAUCCCCACCACCAUCACCUUCACAAGUAUCGACAAAUUCAUGGGUCGAAUCUAGAUCAAGAACACGAACACGAACACGAACGUCUUCACAAGCAUCACCAUUUGUGGAAACCAGUUUUACACAACAAUAUGAUCCAAAUGUAUCUUACAGUGCAUCACAUUCAAGUCAAGCUCGUGAACCAACUAAUCGUCGUGGUAGUAAUCUGUGGGUAUUUAGUCGAAUAAGUCGAAAUGAAGCAAGAACACCAAAUCUCGCAGCUGUAGAAUCAGUAAAAAACGAUGAUGAUUUUAAAGAUUUCGAAGAAGGAUUGGGAUUUGCAUUAGGUUCAUCUGAUAAAGCUCCAAAAUGGUUCCCAGUAAAUCAUGACAAGCCAUCUGAUACUCAUUUAUCCACCAAUGAUCCACCUGAUAGAAGUGCGAGCCGGAGUCCUUAUGAUCUUGGAGGAGAUAUACCAAGAGUACAUACCCAUACAUCAACAAGAAGCUUUGAUGAACAUUCAUUACAUACCAUCCUCCCUCUGUCUUCUACCACCCCCUACCCAUCUCACCAAGUUGAUGAAAAUGUUUUCGCUGAUCCAAGUUCUCUUGAAGCAGGAAGACUACUGGUAAAGACAAGCCGUCAACAAGAAGAUACUUUAUCACCGAACUUCUUAACUAAAAUUUCAAAUCGUAUUGCUGGUACUGGUUCCGAAGCUAACCCAGAUGCAGCAUCCAAAAGACACUCAACAAUAUCAUCAGAUAAAUCAGAGGCUAAUGAUAAUUUCUUAACACCAAUCAGCAGACCAUAUCCUGACGAUAAUAGAACUAUAAGUAAUGAAAAUUUACUUCAUCCAGGUAGUUCCUCAGUUCUGGGACCUGCCAAUGCAUCAGUAGUACUGCUGUUUCCUGCAGGUGUUCCAAGCGAAGGAUUAGGUUUAUAUUCACAAGGGGAUCAACCAUCUAACAGUGAAGUUGAUGAUGAUGGUGAAACUCAUUACACUACUGACUCAAGAAGACCAUCCUUCAGACCAUCACGCAGAAGUUCAAAAAUUAGCUCUCAUAGCACCGUAUAUCAAGGGAAUAAAGCAUCCAGACAUUUAUUUGGUAAUUCACUUAACAUCUUUUCCCCCCAAUCAAAACUAAGACAAAUAUGUUUUAGAGUUGCAUCCCAUCCAUCACUUAAUUUCAUAUUAUUAGUUUUAUUACUGUUACAAACUGCAUUGCUUGCUUAUAGACAAUGGAAUCCCGAUGCACUUCAUGGUUACGUUUCUGAAGGUUAUAAUUGGGCCGAUUAUGCAUUGAUGUUAAUAAAUAUCUUAUAUACCAUAGAAGUCAUUGCCAAGAUCAUUGCUUAUGGUUUCGUGAAUGAUCAUAUCAUGUUUGAAACACUUAAUUUACCAUACCCUGAAAGUCAAUUCAAUCUAUUCCAUUACAAUCCCUUCAAUAUACAAAAAUUAUUUCAUGUAUGGGGAAUUUAUAGACAAGGAAAUAAAAAAUUCAAUAAUAACCUUUAUGAUUAUUACCAUAAGGCUAAUGUUUCAUCAAGUGAUCAAGAAAGUUCAGGAGGUGAUGAAAAUGUCGAAAUAAGUUUACUGGAUAAUGAUAUUCCAAAUUCAACAUUAGAACGCAGCAAUCAUCAUCUUAACUACAACAAUAGCCUUCACGAUGGAAUUUAUCUGCAUGCCACUGGAGAAGAACAAAUCAGAGAGAAUAUAGAAUUGAAGAAUGUUCCCGUUAAUAUCAGUCAAAGGUUGAAAACUAAGAAUACCUUACUUUUACCUGAAAGCUAUUCGAGCAUAGAUCAACUGAUCUUAAAGAGAGCUUAUGCUCGUAAUAGUUGGCACAGAAUUGAUUUUGUAUCAACAGUUUGUUUCUGGAUUUCCCUUGUGCUUUCCAUAAACCAUUAUGAUGCCGAACAUCGUAUAUUGAUAUUCAGAACCUUAAGUUGUCUUCGUAUCUUAAGACUUUGUAAUUUAACAAAUGGAACUUCUACAAUUUUACUGUCAUGUAAAGCUGCCAUUCCAAAAUUAAUUGAUAUUUCUUUUUUCAUUGGUUUCUUCUGGUUGGCAUUUGGUAUAAUUGGUGUUCAGUCGUUCAAAGAGUCUUUAAGUAGACAUUGUGUUUGGACAAAUCCUGAUGAUCCAACUGAUACAUAUGUGAAUAUCAUGUCAUUCUGUGGUUCUUAUACUGGAUUGGAUGGUACUGCCCAACCUUAUCUUUAUAGUGAUGGAACGCCAUCAUUAUCUAUAAAAGGUUACAGGUGUCCAAUGUAUUCGCAAUGUAUCUCUGGAGAAAAUCCUUAUGGUGGUACAGUUAAUUUCGAUAAUAUCUUACAAUCCUUAGAAAUGGUAUUUGUCAUUAUGAGUGCAAAUACAUUUACUGAUAUUAUGUAUUACACAAUGGAUACCGAUACUAUGGCUUCUUGUUUAUUUUUUAUUGCUGCCAUUUUCAUCUUGACGGUUUGGUUAAUGAAUGUUUUCAUUGCGGCCAUUGUUACUUCCUUCCACCGUAAUAGAGAGCAAACAGAAGAAAGAGCAGGUGGUAUAUGGAAGUAUUUAUUCCCACCUGCUGAUGCCUCUACUUUCAAUGAAAGGAUUGAUAAAGCUAAAGAACAAAAUGUAUUCUUAAAAUAUUAUUAUAAUUUUGAUUUUAUCUUUGUCUUGUUGAUUUUUGCAGACUUGUUGGUUCAAUGUUUAAGAAAUUAUAAUAUGACGGAUUUAGAAAAGCAUGCACUUUAUCGUAUAGAAGCUGCUUUCACGUGUACUUUCUUGGCUGAGAUUGUGGUUAGAUUUUUAUUCCAUAUGCCCAAUUUCAGGUUAUUCUUUGCAUCCAGAAGAAAUGUGUUUGAUUUGUUUUUGGCAACUAUCACUAGUAUUAUUAUACUUAACCCAGUUAAAGAAAAACUAGGUCAUGCAUAUUACUGGUUGACGGUAUUCCAGUUAAUGAGAUUUUACAGAGUUGUGUUAUUCUCUAAGAUUACUAGAAAUCUUUGGAUUAAGAUCAUGCGGAAUUUCAGAGCCAUAUAUGAUUUAACUUUGUUCUACUUUAUUUUUUUAAGUUUGGUAAGUAUUCUAAUGGCUAGAUAUUUUGAAGGGGUAAUUCCUGUUGAUGAAAUUGAUAAUGUGGACUUUGCAUUAAACACAUUACCAAACACUUUUAUUGCCCUUUAUGUUAUUACUUCAACAGAAAAUUGGACUGAAAUUUUAUACCCUUUACAAGAGUAUGGAUAUUCGCCAAUAGAAAGAGCUUUUGGAACUAUGUUUUUGAUCGCUUGGUUUAUAUUAUCCAACCUGGUUAUUUUAAGUAUUUUCAUUGCUGUGAUUGCCGAUGCUUUAGAAGUUUCUGAAGAAAUUAAAAGAGAAAAACAAUUACAUCAGUUUAUUUUUAAUAUGGUCAGCAAUUUGCAAACACUGAAAGAAGAAGGAAGUUUGUUAUCGAAACUUAAAAAGAAGUUCUUUAAGACCAAAACAAAGAGAGAUGUGUUUGAAAGAGCUAUAAUGAAUUUUUUGUUGUCAGGUAGGGAAAUCGAUAAUUUUUUAGUUGACAAUCAGAUUGAUGUUAAAGAUAGCCGUGGUGAAGAAAGUAUUAGAGAAUUACCUUCAUCAUCUUUGAAGAGAUGGUUCUUAGUAAAUUAUCAUAGUUAUAAAACUAUGUUUAGUAAUCCAUUUUACUUGAAGAAUGAUAUGAAAGUCUCUCUCCAUAAUUUCGAACCUUCUGAUUUUGCAAAUGCUAUAAUGAUAGAAAGAAGAGAAUUACUUAGUAAACAAAAUAGAUUCUUAGAGGAAAAUCCUAGAUAUAACAAUGUGUUCUAUGUUAUUACACCUCAACAUCGAUUAAGAAGAUUUUGUCAAAGAAUGGUGUCAUCAAGUUAUGGGGAUAGAAUAGAUGGGGUAGAACCAUAUAAACGAAGUUCAGAAAUAUUCUCCAUUAUCAUGUUUCUUGCCACCAUUGCUUUAGUUAUCACAGCUUGUUAUUUGACUCCACUUUAUAGAAAGAGACAAGUUGAAUUAUACGGUAAUUACAAUUGGGCAUUUUGGUUAGAAGUUGCUUUCAAUGUUUUAUUUACCCUGGAAUUCCUCAUUAAAAUCUUUGCGGAUGGAUUAAUAUUUACUCCCAAUGCGUAUAUGAGAACGGCUUGGAAUUUGAUUGAUUUAAUGGUUUUAGUUUCAUUAUGGAUCGAAUUAAUUGCAUUUUUAAAAGAUGAUGGUAAUUUAGCCAGAUUCAUUAGAGGUUUAAAGGCUCUAAGAGCAUUAAGAUUGUUAACUAUCAGUGAUACUGCAAAGUCUACUUUCCACAAUACACUUAUUUCAGGGUUUGGUAAGAUUAUAAAUGCAGCUGUUAUCUCCCUUUGUUUAUUAUUUCCAUUUUCUAUUUGGGGAUUGAAUAUUUUUGAAGGUAGAUUAGGCUAUUGUAUAGAUGGAAGUUCACAAUUAAAGGAUUGUUAUAAUGAAUAUAAUGCUACAUAUCUCAAUUGGGACAUUGUGAGUCCAAAUGUUUAUACCAAUCCUCUAUUACAAUUUGAUGAUUUUGGAACUUCAUUUGUGAGUCUUUUCGAAAUUAUUUCUUUAGAAGGUUGGGUUGAUUUAUUAUCAAAUUUGAUGAAUAGUACUGGUGUAGGUACGGUUCCAGAACCUUUUGCAUCACCAAUCAAUGGUGUUUUUCUUGUGUUUUUCAAUUUAAUCAGUACAAUUUUCAUCCUUACUUUGUUUAUUUCAGUCAUCAUAAAUAAUUAUGGUCGAACAACAGGAAGAGCUUAUUUAACUGGUGAUCAAAAGCUUUGGUAUCAAGUAAAGAAAAUCUUAUUACAAGUUAAACCAUCGAAAAGAAAACCUGUUGAAAAAAUGACAUCAUUCCGAAGAUUUUGUUAUAGAAUGACAGUGGAAAAGAAUAAAUAUUGGAUGUUACUCCUAAAUCUUAUCUUAUUCAUUCAUGUGAUUGCUUUAUUGCUUGAAUUCUAUCCAACCCCCAAUGGUCUAGAUUAUAUGAGAUCGGUUGCUUAUAUGGUUGUAUCAAUGAUCUUUUUUAUUCAUUUCAUAAUGUUAUGUAUUGCCCAAGGACUAAGAAUUUUCUUAGGGAAUAAUUGGAAUUUGUUCAGUACUGUGGUUUGUAUUGGAGCUGUAAUAAGUACUUUUAUUGGAUUCUUCCUUUCUGAUGGUAGUGUAUUCGUUAACAUCAACAAAUUGUUCUUGGUUGGUAUUCUAACAUUUGUGAUUCCAAGAAGUGAUCGAUUAAAUCAAUUAUUAAGAUUUGCCUCAGCUGCUUUACCAGCCUUCAUUUCCUUAGCAUUUACUUGGAUAGUGGUGUUUUUGGUAUUUGCAAUUGCUUUGAAUCAAAUCUUUGGUUUAACCAAAAUUGGGCCAAACGGUACAGGAAAUAUCAAUUUAAGAUCAGUUCCAAAGGCAUUGAUUAUGUUAUUCAAAUGUAGUUUUGGAGAAGGUUGGAAUUAUGUUAUGGAUGAUUAUGGUCUUUCACCACCCUUUUGUACUUCAAGUGGUAGUAUUGAUGAAAGUGAUUGUGGAAAUAAACAAUUUGCAUAUUUCCUAUUCAUUUCUUGGAAUAUUUUAUCGAUGUAUAUCUUUGUGAAUAUGUUCGUGUCAUUAAUUUUGGAUAGUUUCAGUUAUGUCAAUUAUAAAUCUGGUUAUGGGAAUUUAAUUGAUAGAGAUGAAAUCAGAAAAUUUAAAAGAAGUUGGCAAAAAUUUGAUCCUCAAGGUACAGGUUAUAUCAAACCCAUUGAUUUACCAAAAUUACUUCAUACCUUAGAUGGUGCAUUAUCAUUUCAUUUAUAUUCUGGAAGUUUAGAAAUCCCAGUAUUGUGUAAACGUUGGUUUAUAAGAAAUGAUAUAAAUGAUCCAUAUGAUGUCACUCCUCGAUAUGAUGCUAUUCAAAAAACUUUAGAUAGAAUGGAUAUACCUAAAAUCAGAGAAAGACGUCAACAAUAUGAAAGAUUUAUAGAAGAGGCAUUAUACACCAUGGAACUUAACGAAGAUCCUGGUAUUUCUUUCAGUAGGAUUUUAUUACAAUUACCAUUUUAUAUAUCAUUUGAAGCAGGUAAAUGUCUUAAUUUAAUUGAUUUCUUGGAACGAACAUUAUUAGAAAAGAGAGUUACUAAGCAAUUACAUAUUAAGAAAGUUUAUGAAACUAUGGCGGCAUUUGCAUGUCGUUGGAAAUAUCAAAAAAAUAAAAGAUUGGGAAUUAGAGAUCCAAAUAUUGAUGUUGGUUCUAAUUUUAUUCGAAAUAGUUAUUUAUCAAAUGAGAAUUAUAAACCUGAUAAAGACCCAGAAGGCUCAUUACAUGAAUAUGAAGAUGAAGAAUAUGCAGAUGAUGAAAGUUUUAAGACGGGAGAUGAAGAAUUUCUUGGUGCAGGUCAUGAAGAAGGAGAUACGUCGCAUGGGUCUUAUAUACCUAAGAGUCCUAUUUCGGCUUAUAAAGCCACAAGGCUUAGAGAUGAACGUAACUCCAUUUAUAUCGAAAUUCCUCAUACGCUGGGUAUAGAUUCACCACCAUCGAGGAGAGGGUCACGGUCUAGGUCGGCAUCAAGAUCACCUUUCCAUGAUCCAGUACAUCUUACCCCCAAUUUUGGCGCUGAAGAUGAAGGAGCUCAUACACCUACUAGACGUAUGUCAUAUAUUCCUUUAUCAGAUGUAGGAGAAAUCAUUGGAAACUCAUCAUGGGGAGAUGCUCUUAAUACAAUUAGAAGUAGAGAUAGUCAUAGUCCCAAGCGAAAGUGAUUAUUAAAUAAUUCAUAUAUAUAUAUAUAACGGGAAAAUUAAUGUUUAUCUAUUUAUUAAAUCGA